CUCUCCAAUGAUAUAAAUACACAUAUAUGUUUAUGUAUGCCUUGGAAUACAAAGAAGGAGAUGAUAUGUUAAAAGCGGGGAGAUGAAGAAGAACAGCAGCAGCAGCCAGGUGGGGUCCAUCAGCAGUUCAGAUCUCAUAGAUGCAAAGCUUGAGGAGCAUCAGCUGUGUGGAUCCAAGUUGUGCCCCGGUUGUGGACACAAGUUCGAUGCAAAGCCGGACUGGGUAGGUCUACCAGCUGGGGUAAAGUUUGACCCAACAGACCAAGAAUUGAUAGAGCACCUUGAGGCUAAAGUGGCUAUUGCUAAAGACUCAAAACCCCACCCUUUGAUUGAUGAGUUCAUCCCCACCAUUGAAGGGGAAGAUGGGAUCUGCUAUACCCACCCUGAAAAACUCCCUGGUGUGACUAGGGAUGGGUUGAGCAGGCACUUCUUCCACCGGCCGUCAAAAGCGUACACGACGGGGACAAGGAAGCGGCGGAAGAUCCAGACGGAGUGCGACCUGCAAGGGGGGGAGACGCGGUGGCACAAGACGGGGAAAACCCGCCCGGUGAUGGCGAACGGGAGGCAGAAAGGGUGCAAGAAGAUCCUGGUGCUGUACACCAACUUCGGGAAGAACCGGAAGCCGGAGAAGACGAACUGGGUGAUGCACCAGUACCACCUGGGGCAGCACGAGGAGGAGAAGGAGGGGGAGCUCGUGGUGUCCAAGAUUUUCUACCAGACGCAGCCCCGGCAGUGCAACUGGUCGGCGGCGGCCGCGGCGGAGAGGGGGAGCGAGGCGGCGAGCCGGAGGGACAGCGGCGGGAGCGGGAGCUGCUCGUCGUCGAAGGAUAAUAAUAAUGUGCACAUUCAGUCUCGUGGGGAUGAACUGUCGGUUGCAGUUGGGGCGGCCGCCAUGUCUGCUUAUGGAGCUAUGGAAAUUCAACAGCUCAAAGCUCAUGACCAAUAUACCUUCCUCCCUUUCAGAAAAAACUUUGAUGAGGCGGGGAUGAAUGCAAUGGCGGUAGAAGGAUCAAUGAUGGUAGUGAGGGAAGUGGCAACGACAAGCACGUGCGAAGGGCGUGACAUCUCCGACCAACAACACCCGUCAUCACAACAUACACAUCACGUGACCACUCACGAUAUCCACCACCACAUAACCCGCCCGUCACACCCCAUCUCCGCCAUCAUCUCUCCGGCGCCGCCACUCCACCACCACGCUUCCGUCAUCCUCGACCACGACCCCUUCCACGUCCCCAGAAUCUUACUGCCCAAUGACAACUUCCAGCAACAGCAACAUCAUCAUCAUCAUCAUCAUCAUAAACUAGGAGGAGGAGGAGAAGGAAGGUCUACCUCAGAAUUGGAAGAACUCAUAAUGGGGUGCACUUCUGCUACUAGUGACAUCAAAGAGGGUUCAUCAUCCAUGGCUAACCAACAAGAGGCAGAAUGGAUGAAGUACACCACACCCUUCUGGCAUGACCCUGACAACCCAGAUCAUCAUGUGUAGCAUCAAAACCAACCCCAAACACACUUUUUUUUUGUUUUUUUAAAGAAAAGUAAAAAAAAUACCAUACAUAUAAUAUCUCACUAGCUAGCUAAUACUACAAAUAUCACUAGACUUUUUUUUUCCUUCCCAAACACUUCCCAAGGACUCAACUGAACUAACUGUUCAAGACCCAAAAAAUUAAAAGGGCAUAGCAGACAAGAAGAAAAAAAAAAGAAAGCCAUAGAAAAGCUGUUGUUGGUACCAUAUCUGACAGAAAACAAGGUGUGGACUGUGGGGAUUUGGGAACUGAAGAAGACCCAAAAAAAGGGAAAACGCCCAACCCGGGUGCCCCUACACCCCGGCCUGACAGAAUAGUGAUGAGGGUUAAAUCAGGACAUACAUAAUUUUAGACGGUUCCUUAAAGAUGACGCUUUGUGCUCGGUGCAUAAAAGGGGCUGUCACAAUAGAUAAAAACUCGCACACUGGUGCUGUCAGGAAAAAAAAAUAUCAGCUCAACUUUGCAUGGAAGUCAUAACCACUAUGAUUACACUUGUCAUCUUUAUGACCAAAACUACUACUCUUGUUUAUUUCUUUAUUAUUAUUUUUGGGUUUUGUUUAUUAAUUACUACAUAUUUGUAUUGUUUCAUUAAUUUUUUUUAUAGGUUUUAGCUUUAACACAACAGGAUUUCUACAAAGUGGCAUGCAUAGGGAAAAAAACUUUGUUUUGUUUUGUUUUCUUGAAGGGUGAACAUGGAUCGGACGGUCCCCACUUGUUCUUCUUAUGGUCUUCUUUUUUUCCUUUUUCUUUUGAGUAGAGAGUAUACUUGUUGUUGGGGUAACAUAUCGGUAUGGAAUAUGUUUCCCCUUUAUAGAAGAAGUGAAAUGUAUGUAAUGUUGAUUUAAAUAUAACACUUCAUUGAUU
Cuscuta campestris is the source of this 2384-nucleotide messenger RNA. The record is from the annotation of a GenBank genome assembly. NCBI's taxonomy places the organism in Eukaryota, Viridiplantae, Streptophyta, Magnoliopsida, Solanales, Convolvulaceae.